AUGGAGAUUGGUUCCCGGGGUCCAUGGGUGGUCAUCCAUGGGCGAAGAGGAUACCGCGUGCGAGUGGCUGGUACCCCAGUCUUCGAGGGCCCAUCUCCUUCUGCCGAAGCUGGGCGACUCCAGGCAGGGGACGAGGUAAGCUUCGAUGAAGUCCAGAUCCAAUCCAACGAGAGCCAGGGGCCGAGCUUGCCGGGCCUGCAGGAUCUGGAUGGGUGGAAGCCUGAAAGUAUGGGCAGCCUACCACAUCAUGACUUAGUUCUAACUGCUUGGCUUGAGAUGGAAUGCAUUUCCUUCCCAAGGACGGUCCUGUUCUGCGAGCUGUCAGCAAGGACUGGCCAUCAAAUGAUGUUGGUGUCCGACAUGGUUCUGCUGUGGGAUGCCGGCUUUCGGGAGCACCUAGAGGCAUAUGCAGAAGACGAGGACUUGUUGAAGCGAGAGUUCGGCGAGGCUUUCAAGAAGCUCACUGAGCUCGGCUGCCCUUGGUCCAAGGCCCACAGAGCACAUGCACACUUGUUUCCUCCAAGUUCAGGUCCCUUGGGCGCAGCGGACUUGCUCUUAAUAUCUUCUCUACAAACCUGA
Molecule: messenger RNA, 579 nt
Organism: Symbiodinium natans
Lineage: Eukaryota; Dinophyceae; Suessiales; Symbiodiniaceae
Source: the annotation of a GenBank genome assembly